Molecule: messenger RNA, 2437 nt
Organism: Chlamydomonas reinhardtii
Lineage: Eukaryota; Viridiplantae; Chlorophyta; Chlorophyceae; Chlamydomonadales; Chlamydomonadaceae
Exons: 8
Coding region: 78-1553 (491 amino acids)
Molecular function (GO): nucleotide binding
Source: RefSeq, a predicted model, not a curated record
AUUCCUAUUCAAGCGCUUGAAGCAACUUCGGCGCGACCGCGACCUCUUUAACCGACGCUCGCCAUCGACACGCCAGGAUGCCGACGACGCUCCCCGCGUUCAUCGAUCCGGGACAGCUGGAGCGCGUGGUGAAGUUCCUAGGCAUAGGGGGGCCCCCAAAGACACAGCCGACCGUUCGUGUUGGCGUCCUAGGCGCGUCGCAGGUUGCCACCUAUGCGAUGCUGUGGCCUGCUCGCCGUGUGCCCGGAGCUGAGGUGGUGGCGGUGGCUGCGCGCGACGGCGCACGCGCACGCGAGUACGCUCAGCAGCACGGCAUCUCACGCUCCUACGGCUCCUACGAGGCGCUGCUUGCGGACCCGGACGUGGACGCGGUGUAUGUGGGCCUGCCCAACGGGCUGCACGGCACCUGGGCGGCGGCGGCGCUGGCGGCGGGCAAGCACGUGCUGUGCGAGAAGCCCUUCACCGCCAACCAGCAGGAGGCCAUUGAGGUGCAGGCGCUGGCGCGCCAGAAACGGCUGGUGUGCCGCGAGGCCUUCCACUACCGCGAGCACCCUCUGGCGGAGCACCUGGUGCAGCUGCUGGGGGGCGGCGGCGGCGGCGGCGAGGGCGGCAGCAGCAGCGGCGACAGCACGGGGAAGAGCAAGAGCAUCAGGGCCGGGAAUGGGGCCGCUGGGACGGGCGGGCCGCUGGGGCGGCUGCGCUCAAUGGAGGCGCAGGUGCUGAUCCCAAAGUGGGUCUUUGGCGGCGCCAAUAUCCGCUUCCAGGAGACACUAGCAGGUGGCGCCGCCAUGGAUGCGGGCUGCUACUGCCUGCAUGCGCUGCGCACCCUGGCGGCGGCGGCGGGCGUGGGCGGGCUCCCUCAGGUGGAGUGGGCUCAGGCGGAACUGGCCUCACCUGCAUCCCAGGUGGUGGACGGCGCCAUCCGCGGCGUGCUGCGGUGGCGCGGCAGCGGUGGCGGCAGCGGCAGCGGCGGCAGUGGAGCCCUGGACGCCGCCGACGACGACGUCACCGCGCGUUUCACGGCGUCGCUGCAGUGGGAGGGCCUGCUGCCGCGCAGCACCAUCGACCUGGAGGGCGACAGGGGCCGCAUGCACGUGUCCAACUUCAUCAUGCCCGUCUUCGGCCACGUGGUCCGGCUCAGCACCACCACCACCACCACCACCGCCACCGCCACCACCAGCAACACCAGCGGCGCGCCUGCCACCAGGACCACCACGCUGCGAGUGUACGGCGCCGGCGAGAGCACCUACUGGCACCAGCUGGACCGCUUCGUGGCCGACGUGCGGGCAGUGAACGAGGCGGUGGACAGCGGCGACGAGGGCGCGCUGCUGGCCGCCUCCCGGCUGCUGGCCGCGGACGAGGCCGACUGCGUCGCCAACAUGGGCCUGCUGGACGACGUCUACCGCGCCGCCGGGCUGCAGCCACGCCUGCCCUCGGCGCAGGCGGUGGCGCGGCAGGCCCAGCAGCAGCAGCAGCAGGCGGCGGCGGCCAGCAAGGCAGUGCAGGCGGCCGGCAGCGCGGCCGGGCAGACGGCGGCUGGGCCCACGCUGUAAAUCACAACAAGGCGUGCGGAAGGCCAAUAACUACGGCGGCCUGAUGGGUCCCCGCGUUUCGUGUUCAAGUAAUGCACAACACCAACCGCCGACAGCGGAGAUAAUGGACAGCGCACAUGUAUGAACUAGACGUGAGCAAGGAGCAGGAGAAGCUGGUCCGCACGGUAGGCACGGGAGCCGCCACGUUUUGGAAUGUAUUUAUAUGCCGCAUGCCGUAUGCGAGUAAUGGUGUCUCUCGAAAGAACCCCACACGGGGGCGGGCCCAUGCAGAGGGGGCCAGAGUAUGUUUAUCUUGCUCAUGCGGCCGACUUAGACGCCGGGACAGUUUGCAUUCCGUCUUGGUAUGCUGCACAUGCUUCAGCAUGUGGACGAGCCCGGGGCAAACCUGUCUAAAGUAACUCGGGCCGCCGUACAUGUACGAAACCUCCAUUCAAUGGGUCUGUCAUUCCUUCGGUAUUCAUGAAUGCACACAAAGAUUACGGUUCACGCAAGGCCCGUGCGUAGUGAAGAGGACGGGGUAAGUAAGGGCACACUGCGCAUGUGGACCUGGCUUACACGAUUGUUCGAUGUACCGUACCGUAUGUGGUGUAGUGGUGUGUAGUUUCGGAAGGCCCUGAGUGAGCCAGAACAUGCUCCGUUGGAAGCAGUUCAACUUGUUAUGUAAACGAAGAGAAUUGUGUAUGUAGAGCGAGUGGGUCGCCGCGUUUGGCUCAGUAGCGGCGCCUGGCGGCGGAGGGUGUGGGGACGAGCACCCAUCUACCAUCAAUCGCCAUCAUGGUUUUCAACUGUCACAGCCGCAUUUACCGUGUUAAGCAUGAAGGCGGACCUCACAAGACUCUCGCAGCCGUCGUAAUAGCAUAAGUAUCGUGUAAGCAGGGGAGGAG